GCUUGUUUAUUUUAACCUAAAAAGAGAGAACAUCGAUAUUCUGACAGUAUUUUCAUUAUCUUUUAUUUUUUAUUGUAGUAUUGAAUUGGUGAUUGAUAGAUUGAUACCUCAAACUUCUCUAUUUACUUGUUACACGCAGUCCUUGGACUAAAUCUUUUCAUCUUUCAAGUGAUUUUCAGUAGCCUAGCUGAUUUAUAGCACAAAAUGGAUAAUCAGGUUGAUAUUGACAAUCUAUGUGAAGGAAUGAAAGAAAUGUUUAUAAAUCAUGCACUUGGUCGACAAUUUAAAAAUACUUUGGACGUUGAUGAAGUAAGUAAUAAUUCAAAUUUAGCUAUGAAGGUGCAAAGUUUUAUUGAUUCUUCAUUAACAAAUAACAUAAACAACGAAUUGCAAAGUUUAAGAGAAGUCGAUCCUAAUAAUUGGCAAAUGUAUGCCAGUAGAAUAGCCAGAUCUAUUUUGGAAUCUUCUCAAAUGUCUUGUACUCAAGAGAAUUUAAAUAAUAUGCUUGAGACAUGUACCCAAGAAUUAAUCACUAGAUUUUCACAUCAUUUUGAAAACUUUGAUUUUUCAAGUAAUGCAAACCAACCAAAUUUGCUGCCUAUCGAUACUGGAAAGGACGCAACAAAAUGUUUAUCUGAACAAGCUGAAUUGAAUUCGCUUCUACGACCUCACAAUUUUGCUGAAUUGGCUCAAAAUAUGUCGUUAAAGAAACCGCUGUAUGUAAGGGUGCAAUCACUUAACAUGCUACUUUCAUCACAGAUACCAGAUGCAAUAUCGAGUGCUCACUGGGAAAACAUUCAAAAAUGUCUGCAGAUUGCUCUGUGCGAUGAGAGUUUUGAAGUUUUCCAACUUGGCCUGCAAAUGCAUGCAAAACUUGUACAAAGUAGCAUUCCUGAAGCUACUAAGGAGAGUUUUCUAAAUAUUCUUGAGAGCUUGUGUCAACACCACCACCUUCGAAAGUCAGACUUUCAAGAAAUUCUAUUCCAAGUCCCAUCUCACUUUCGGAUGAUUAGAAUGUGCUCUCUACUACUAAUUAUCAUCAAAGACCUAACUCUUAAUUUGCCUCGAUUUGGAGAAAAACGACUCAUGGAUAUGAUAGAGAACUUUGUGCAUUUGCUGACAAUUCAGGGGAAUAAUACCUCAAAUGUAUCACCGUACAAUAUACUUGCCUGUUUGGAUCCUGAUGCAAACUGGAUUGACAGCUUUAUUCAAUCAGCGUCUAGUCGUAGACUACUGUUAGGAAAAUUGUCAGAAAACAAUUCUUUCAUUUCUAUUUCAGUACAGGACACAAUGGAAUGGCUGAAAAAUCCUUUCCUUCCAACUGAAGAAAGUGGAUUGCUCAAUGAUUUCUUUCAAGGAAAAAUCACAAAAAAUGUUGUACGAUUUUCUAACUUUCUACACGGAUUAUCACUGAUUUCAAAAAUAUGCUCGUUUGAAAGUGGUGUUACAAUGUUUCCAGUAGUUUUGAACAAGUCCGAAACUGUACGUUUACAAGACAUAACUCAGAUGAUAUUACAUUUUUUGAAUGAGCAACAAUCGAUCGAAGAAAGAAUGGAAGUUGUAUUCUCGGACUCGCUAACCAAACUUCUGGCUUCUGCAGCUUUGAGCUUGAUGAGGAUAAAAGAAAAUCAAAAUUGUCAACUUUUACAAAUUCUUCUCGAACCACUUGCUAGGAACCCCAUUUCUCCAUUGCAUCAUACAGUAUUGUUACUAGAUAUGCUGGCCAAACUACCAGAGGGCCCCCAAAAUUGUUUCUUCAGGUACAGUGCACACAAUCGUAAGAAGAUUAUUAUUGUCCCGCCGCCAUCCUCGGAACUUAAUCAGAAAAGAUCCAUCUCGAAAGAAGUGAAAGCAAUGCAUGAACGACAAAAUUCAUCCAAUUCCUCGUUUUGUCCUACGAAAAUAUUCAUCAACUGCAUAAUAAAACUACUAAAUAAUAGAGAUCUAAGGAACAUGGCGUUGACGGCCAAAUUGCUUGAUGUUGGAGCGAAUAUAUUUUGCCUUCAUGAGGGAAUUGCAAUACUUGAGUUGAACAGGAAUCAGCUGUUGAGUGUGGCCCUGAGUGUCCAUGAAGAAUUAACUGAAUUGAGUCGAACGCAAGGUGGUGACAACAUACUUGUAGAACGCAAUUGCUAUCUCCUCUACAGUUCUUUGCAGAACUUCAUAGUGAAAGUGGGCACGACUCCUCUGGGCUUUUCGCUGCUAAUGCGUGCGAGUCCGACAUCGUUAGCAGGUUGUCUGCUACACAGACUGGAGCAGCCUGACACACCGUGGCUGCAGCCUGAUUGGCGCAUCUUCGUCACGUUUGCUGCCGCCACCCGAAAUGGCGGCCAAGUGAUUGGCCAGCGAGCAGCGGCACUGGCCAAGAGCCAACUGCUUGACUUGUGGGCCGCCCUGGAGCUCGAAACUGACUCGACCAUUGAUAUCGACGAGUGCAGACAACACCUGCUCACUGUCAUGGCAACCUGUGGCUCCAGCUUACAAGGCGUGACGGCAAUCGUGAAUAUUGCUAAUGAUGGUGACAAUACUGAUGAUGACAAUGCUAGUGAUGACACAAUAACAGAGCAGCUAUUCGAAUACAGGCCCGCAUCGGCUCUUGAACUUCUUAGCAAGAAAUCAUUGCUCGAAGUCAGUUCGUGUGACUAUCGCGUACAAGAAACCGUUCUGACAGUGCUGAAUAUAUUCACCUCACAGUUGAACUGUGCUCUUUACUUGCAAGCUAAACUGCAGAUUCAGGAACUACUUCUCGCGCAACAAAAGUUGAACCGUGUCGACGAGAGCUCAGACACUGUGAUAGUAGACGAAUGCAGCCUGCUUAGACACGAGAUACUGGAGAGGUCACAUGUUGCCGGACGGCCGGGCGUGGAUGGCAAACUCUAUUUUGCGUUUCCGUCGUUGUCGACUGCAUCGGCUGAGCGACGCCAGCGCCCCCGCACUGCCAAACAUGGCGGCGGCGGUGAGUUGAGUCGCUUCCUCCAGGAGACCAGGAGUGGACUGCAUGACACCGCUUGGCUUAAACAGGCCAGGAAGGCUUACAGGGCGGGCUGUGCGGCUGGUGACGAAAUCAAGUGUGGCCUGUUUGUGGAUUUGGUGUCUCUCGUACCAAAAGCUGUGGUAGGUGAUAGGCCUACUAUUGACAGCCUCAAAUGGCCAACUAUAGAUCAGGUUGAAACAGUCAAUCUCCUGCCAGAGGAAGAAAUUGGUGUCCAGAUGGCUGUCAGGUAUGGAUUACACCAUAGAGCUUUGCAACCGUCUCAACAUAAUGCCGAAAAUCUUAUGUUGAUGCUUCGUAUGGUUAAACUUAUGUUUGGUAGAGAUGAACAAGAAACUUUCACUGGGUUCGAUUGGUUUCUAUCAACCAUUUUUCUCAUCAGUGGUGGAAAUGUUGAAAGAUGCCAAAAUAUUUUGUCCGUUCUGGUGACGCUGUCAUGCAUAAUAUUUAUCUGGCCAAGCUAUGCACAAUUCCAAGGUCACAGCACAGAUGCGUUCGGUCAUCUCCUGGAAUCGAUGGUUGCUCAUGAAGUGCCAUUUGCUUUCAAUGCACUUCGAAUGGCUGGUAUAUCGUGGUGGCAGCUGUGUGACGGAUGGCUGAGCGAGUGUCUGUGGCGACUGCUGAGCUGGCGUGACCUGUGCAGUUGGCUCACCUUCCUGCUGCUCCACUCAUCAGCUGAUUACCCGCUCUACCUGCUCGCUGCCAUUCCCUUGCACUCGCACUCACAUCUGCUGCACUGCUCUCUCUCUUCCAUCGUCACGAAUCCACCUGACCGACUAAAUAUGAAUGAUUUACUGCCUCAUAUCGACAAACUAUGGAAGAGAUAUCAUUCUGGCCUUCUUCCUCUACUGAUAUCUUCAUCCAGUAGCUCUGCACAUUGAAACCACGAAUUAAUGGUUAUCUGAACAGUGAAUGACCAUAUUUUCAAAACUUCGUGUGAAAUGGGGUUAGCUGAUUAACACUCUCAUCACAAGGUAGUUGAACCAGUUACCAGUAAUUAAUAUUCUUCUAAUGCUGUGAUUCUUCUUCACUCUAUGCUAGUAAAAGAGGACAAUAAUUCUUGGACGGUUCAUUUUUUCAAUAUUUUUAAUCACGACCCGAAACCUUUCCGCGUGAUUACUGCUUUACUGCAAGUCGGAACAUUUUUAUUUUUCAUAUGAUUUUGUUACAGCUCACUUCUUAGCCUUAUAUCAAGGGAAUAGAAUCAAAAUAUACAUUAAUAUCAAUAUUAACAUUCAGUAUAGGCUAGUCGGUUUUCAACUUAGGACAACAUUCUCAAAAUUUGCUGAGUGUGAAGCUGGCACCACCCACUAGUGCACAUUUUUUGAAAUGGUACUAAUAAAUGUGCUCGUCUUCUUCACCUUGAAAUUGACUAAGUUUGUGGGUGGUGCCAGCUUCACACUCAGCAAAUUUUUCAAAAGUUGAAAACCGACUAUACUGGAUGUUAAUAUUGAUAUUAAUGUAAUAUAUUUUGCGAAGUGAACAACUACAAGACUUAGCCUAUUUCGGACUAUGUGUAACCUUAUCUAAAUCUGGGAGAGGAAUAGCACAAGGUUACCCUAUUUUUUCUCUCCCUAUCAUUUUGAUGAUGUACUUAUUGUAUGAAUCAAUAAAGCAUCACCCACUCAAGCAAAUCAAUCAAAACGGCACAAACCAUUCUCAAUAUUCCAGGAAUAUUUCUCUUCUUCAACUCAAUGUCUGCUGUCACAUAUUAAUAUCUAGCUGAUUACGCAUUGUUAGUUCUUCUCAAUUACUCGACAAGAGCACUUUGCUCCCGAACUCUUGUUAUUCGGUUAUCGUAGUUGUGGUGUGAAAGUAAAGUUUCAGUUUUAAAAACUUUGUUGAGUCGCCCAAUCACUGAACUGUUGAUGAUAGGGAAAUUAUCAAUUGUUGAUAAAACUCAUUUGAAUCCAUUGAAAUGUGAUAUAUGUAAUGUUCGUGAAUGUAAGAACAGUAGUUGAUACGUCAGAGCUGGUCUGUCAUUUUGAGUUUGUUUAACUGUAAUAUACUAUUCUCACUUCAAAGUUUCUCUCUGAAGUAUUCUACUCUAGAAAAAUUAAAAUUAUUUUAAAUUGAA
Messenger RNA from Nilaparvata lugens (brown planthopper), 5069 nucleotides. RefSeq names its product protein broad-minded. NCBI's taxonomy places the organism in Eukaryota, Metazoa, Arthropoda, Insecta, Hemiptera, Delphacidae. The record is from RefSeq and is a predicted model, not a curated record. Bases 205 to 3873 code for a protein of 1222 amino acids. The transcript has 9 exons.